Messenger RNA from Drosophila persimilis, 726 nucleotides. RefSeq names its product probable cytochrome P450 313a1. Gene Ontology annotation, molecular function: iron ion binding; monooxygenase activity; heme binding. Bases 1 to 726 code for a protein of 241 amino acids. NCBI's taxonomy places the organism in Eukaryota, Metazoa, Arthropoda, Insecta, Diptera, Drosophilidae. The record is from RefSeq and is a predicted model, not a curated record. The transcript has 2 exons.
AUGACCAAUACACCAGAUGAAAAUCAAGAGUCCUUGGCGAUCAGGAACACAGUGAUCAGUCGGGUUGUGGAAUUUAUAAAAAGCGGAGAAUUUUCAUACGAAGAUGCCGAGGGCGAGUGCAGUAUCAUGGUUGGGGCUAGCUUCGAGACAACCGCCGUAACAGUCUUUAGCACUCUUACCUUUUUGGCCAUGUUCCCCGAGUAUCAAGAUGCCGCCUUCGUAGAGCUUAAAGACGUCUUUCCAAAUGCAGGAGACUUUGAGGUCUCCAACGAUGAGAUACAGAAACUGGUGUACUUGGAUCGUGUGCUGAACGAGUCUCUGCGGUUGAUCCCAGCGAUUCCAUUGAUAGCACGGGAGACCUCCCAAGAAGUUAAGCUAUCCAAUGGCAUCCUAUUACCCAAAUCCCUGACUCUGUGUCUCGACAUAUUCCACACGCACCGCAACAAGGAUUCCUGGGGCCCAGAGGCAGACAAGUUUAACCCCGACAACUUUCUUCCCGAAAAUAUUUCGAAAAUUCAUCAGUACGCUUACAUUCCGUUCAACAAAGGAAAGAGAAGUUGCAUAGGCAUGAAAUAUGCAGAAAUAGCUGCCAAGGUUGCCCUGUCAAAGAUUCUAAGGAACUAUAAGUUAAGUACCAGCUUUCGUACUGAGGAUUUUGUAUUCAUUGAAAAUCUAAGUAUAGAUUUUGCUAAGAAACCUCUACUGGAACUGCAGCGAAGGGAUUAA